Manis javanica (Malayan pangolin) is the source of this 1239-nucleotide messenger RNA. Its product is annotated as putative protein SSX6. Gene Ontology annotation, cellular component: nucleus. Gene Ontology annotation, biological process: regulation of DNA-templated transcription. Lineage: Eukaryota; Metazoa; Chordata; Mammalia; Pholidota; Manidae. The record is from RefSeq and is a predicted model, not a curated record.
CUGCACUCAUUUCACUGCUUCCCCAGUAAGGAUCUUUAUAUUUUUACUUCAGGAUCAGCCAAAUUCCACACAAACUACAAGCAACAGAAACCGGACCCCUCUCAAAGGCUUAAGGCUUCUUUGCUCAUGUCCGCAGAAAACCUGUCGUUCUUCAUACCUCCCCCAGAGACCUCCAGCCCUCUGUUGUCAUCUGACUUCCCCCCAUGUCCUCACUCAGACAGGUAAGCCCAGGAUGGAGAAAAGUAGAACCUAAUUCCAGGGCUUCAGGGAUAUUUCCAAAUACUUCUCUAAGGAAGAUGGGCAAAGCUGAUAUUAGGAGAAAAUCACUUAUUUAUAUAUGAAGAGAAACUAUGAUGCCAUGAUUGGUCGAGGUCUCAGGGCCCCCCGCCACCUUUCAUGUGUCCUAAAAACGAGAACCACAGAACCCUGUGGGUAUGAUUCUGAUAAAGAUCAGGCCUCGCAGAAUGAAGAUGAACCUCCUGAGGGGGCUUCCAAUGUGCAAGUGAUACAGAAUCUGAAGGUGACGCCCAAGGAGCCAGCAGAGGAGAAUCAUGACUGGAAUCCUAUACCAGUGACUUCUGGCUCAGAGCAGGAUGAGAAGCAGCUGUGCCUUCUGGAAGCCGCAAGUAACUCUGGUCAACAGAGUAUGAAGACAUCAAGUAAGAGGAAGCUUUUUGGGAACCCUUCUCUGGCUCCCCUGGCUAUGUUCAAGUGUGUGGUCCAGGUGGGGGGAUGGAUCUUGGACAGGCCUGGGUCCAGGCUGGCUGAGGAGCUCACCAGAGUCACAUACUUGAGUUGUCAUCAGUAUAAAAGCCACAGCACUAUAGGAUCCAAGAACCAGAAGGCUAAUAUCUGGGCCCACUGGCUGCGGGAAAGGAAGACCCUCAUAGUGUAUGAAGAGAUCAGUGAGCCCGAGGAAGACUACUAACUCUCCUCAGGGAUGUGAAAAGUGCCCAGGGUAAGAAGUAGAACCUGGUGGCUCUUCAUGGAUGAGCAUGGCUGUGAACUCCUGCCCAUCAGGUGUAUAGCAAGUGAAAGAAAGAGUUAACAACAAUGAAAAGUUAAGUACAAUUUUUCUUAGUAUGUGCCUUUCUGUUAAUUAUCAGAGUUUUGUUGAUAAGUGAGAUUUAUACCUAAUGCAUAUUUCUGUGUAUCCACGUACCUGCCUUAGAAGACAAGUACUGUCAGGUAUUCUGUGCAGAGAACAGCCCUGCCCUCCACCUCAGAUGUGACUACUGA